This is a messenger RNA of Misgurnus anguillicaudatus (oriental weatherfish), 7897 nucleotides long. RefSeq names its product ST6 (alpha-N-acetyl-neuraminyl-2,3-beta-galactosyl-1,3)-N-acetylgalactosaminide alpha-2,6-sialyltransferase 3 (gene st6galnac3). Gene Ontology annotation, biological process: oligosaccharide metabolic process; ganglioside biosynthetic process. Gene Ontology annotation, molecular function: alpha-N-acetylgalactosaminide alpha-2,6-sialyltransferase activity. NCBI's taxonomy places the organism in Eukaryota, Metazoa, Chordata, Actinopteri, Cypriniformes, Cobitidae. The record is from RefSeq and is a predicted model, not a curated record.
UCAACCCGAGCUCUUAGAUGAGGGACUAGACUAGAGCAUGAAUAACGGUACGCUACAAUAUUUACUAAAAUGUUUAACCGACAAGCCAACGUCAGACGUCCAUAGCAUUUAUAAAUAAAUUAGUAAACAAUAAAUACUUUCCCUUGUGUCGGUAAAUUGAAACUAGCAGUCUGCCAUCGCAAGCUUUUAUUCAGCCUUUGAAAUGGCCUGGGUCUGGAAGAGAAAGUCAGUAAUAGUGAGCAGUGUGAUCGUGCUGCUGUGUCUGUUUCUGGUGGUGAUGAAUUACUCGGAGAAGCCGUAUUUCCUGCUACAGCCUGUGUUUGGCCAGAGCUUCAGCAGAAACUGGAUGUUCUCCCGGGUGCCACACAAAGCCUUCAAACCCCACCACGGAUACCUCAGCAUCCCCAAACAGGAGCCGUUGAAGCUCCAUUGUGAGGUUUGCAGUAUAGUGUCCAGCUCUGGCCAGAUGUUGGGCCGUGAAGCAGGAGCUGAAAUUGACCAGUCCUCCUGCAUAUGGAGGAUGAACAACGCACCCACGCGUGGUUUUGGGAGGGACGUGGGCCACAGGACGGACCUGAGGGUAGUGUCGCACACCAGUGUUCCUCUGCUAAUCCAAAAGCCCCAGUACUUCUUCGGCCAGGGGAACGAGACCAUCUAUGUGGUUUGGGGGCCCUUGCGCAACAUGCGGCAGGAUGGAAAGGGAAUCGUCUACAACAUGCUGCGACAGGCAGUGGAAAACUACCCACAGGCUCGCAUCUACGUCACCACGGAUGAGCGAAUGAAUUACUGUGACACCGUGUUUAAAAAAGAGACUGGUAAAGACAGGAUUCAGUCAGGUUCAUACCUGAGCACCGGCUGGUUUACGCUCAUUUUGGCAAUGGACAUGUGCAAGGAGAUCCGAGUCUACGGGAUGAUCAACGACACAUACUGCAAGUCAGAAAAUUACAGGAAGGUGCCGUACCACUACUACGAAGCAGGAAGUCGUGACGAAUGCGCCGAGUAUCUCUUGCACGAGAGCGCCCCCUAUGGUGGACACCGUUUCAUCACCGAAAAGGCUGUUUUUGCAAAAUGGGCCAAAACCCAUCCAAUCAAGUUUUUCAGUCCAGAGUGGCAGCUAUCAUGACCACGGGAACGUCCCAAACAUUGAGCCAUUUUCGGCCUCCAUCUCUACCGUUUUAACAUAAAACAGAACACAGCUUGCCAUGACUACAAGAAUCCUUCUGCUUGCAGUGUCAUAUUCCCAGUUGCUUGAGUGCAGUAAGUGUCCCAUCCUAACCAUAAGGAGACGUAUGCAUCUGGUGUUGAAUUGCUGUGCGCAAAUAGUGGAUUUUGCAUCUUCUCAUUUUUCACUCUGGACAACAAAGUAGCAGAUGUUUUCCUCCGAGCACACUUGGCAGAGUAGAUGGACUACAAUUAUAAUGCAACGCUCUGUUUCUUCUCCAUCAUUGGAGACAGGACUGAGAUGAGAAAUGUUAUGUGUGGCUUACAUUUCCUAUCACAAACUAGUGAUGCUCUUACCUACAAUGCUGGAUCUCGCCUUGUGCUAGUUAUUUUUGUCUCAUAGACAACCAUUGAAGCUGACCUUUCUACCGACCUUUAUCAAAGCUUUUAACCCAAAACCCAAUUUUUUUACUCUAUGGCUUGCAUCUUAUAUGCCACGUUAUAUGCUUUUCUUGAACAGCUGAACAUUAGGUCAUUUAGAAAAUUUCGCAUAUCACUUUUUACACGCAACAAUUAUUUUAUGACAUGCAAUGAUUCUUUUUCUGUGAAAAAAGGCAUUUGUUAAUGUCAAGCUGGAAGGAAUAGUUCACCUAAAAAUGAAAAUAACAUCAUUAUUUACUCAUCUCCAUGACAUUGCAAACCCUGUGGGUUUAUUAUUAUUAUUAUUAUUAUAAUUUUUUAUUUUUUGGAGGGCUUGACAGAUCUGCUCACUAUGAACUGUCAUUGCAUAGAAAAGAGCUGCAAGAAGAUUCUACUAAUUCCCAUUUUCUGAAAAAAUAACCAGCAUCUGGGUUUGAAACGACAUGGCAGAGAAAAUACAAAAUUUGCAUAUUGAACAAAAACAGAAUAACGUGACAAGAAUGAGACAAACGUUGCAAAAGCUCUGUUGAUUCCACAUUAUUUGUCAUAUGUAGGCGGCAUACCGCAGACAGAAGAUGUAUACGUACGUGAACGAUUCAGUGAAGUUUGCAAUGUCAAGAUAGUGCCUGUAUGAAGCAUUGUUACCCAAUCCAUCACUUUCCUUACACGUAACUCGCUUGUUUAAAAAAUGACCCAGAAACCUGUCUGUGUUCUGAAUUCUCUUAAGAUAAAGGUACACAAUCCCUGUUGUCAGAUCAGCAGGUUAAUUUGAUUAUCUACUGUAGCUGAGUGCUUUAGUGUUAUAAACCGGCAGACAAUGCAGCACCCUGGGGAUCUCCCCGCGGUGUUGUUGUGUUUUUCAUCAUCGAGCACAGCAUGAAGCAUCUUGCAUGUAUAUGAAGCACAUUUGUCAGUACUGUACGUAACGCAUUUUCCUGUCAAAUUGUGACAUCAUUAGGCAGCUCAGCCUGGAUUGCUUUUAUAUGUAGUGUGAGCGUCGUUGCAGUGCCAUUUGUUUUGUUUUGUUUUUUGCUGGAAAGAAUGAUCCAGCCACUAAGUGUUAUAUAUAUGACCACAUACAAUACAAGAUACACUAACAACAAUUGCAAGGAGCUAGAGCGCUUUGAUGAGAUACCGCUUACGCCUUUGGCCAAUCUGUUCGUUUAAACAAUUGAUGCCAGGUCAAUUUCUCAGAGUGCUGACCCAGGAUCAUCAUUUGCUGCCGUCUCUAUUGAUUUUGUUCAGCUUGUGAUAAAAAGCAGACCUGAUUAAGAAACAGCACUUUCACUCCUCUGUGUUUUUCAAUUUAACCCCUGUUCUGCUGUUCAUUUCUCAGUCAUUACACACAUAUUGGGGAAAGCAGGAUAAGCCGUGCUACGUUUUAAUUAAGUUGUUCUAUAAAUACGCAUCGAGAAAUGAGAUAGAGGUAAAAAUAGCACGCUUUAACACAUUAACCGAUUAGUAUCUUACUUCACAGCCAUGAUUUUUCAAUCCCAGUCCCUUUCUGAACUGCAGCUGUGACAAACUUUGGUGCAGGAACAAACAGUUUCCCCAAUAGCACAUCUCACCCCAUUCUCCUUUACUUUGAACAGCAAGUAAAAGCUUACGAAGAGCUUUAUCUUCAUUUCUUUAUCCGCCGGAUCACAGCCGAUGCCUUUCCACAGAUCUUAAGAAGCAUUUUUUUGUACAACAUAAAAUUGUCCUCAGCUUUGGGCUUGUCUGUCAUAAGUGCUUUAGCCUUUUAAAAGCAUGCAUGUUUGAGAUAUACACUAUUUUGUAGCACAAAGUGUCCUUUUAGUUGCUUUUAUAGCUUAUUUAUAUCUUAUUUAUAACCUUUAUUUGGCUUUUUUGCUUUUUGUAUGUCUUCCAACGAUUAAGGUUUCGGCCAAAAGAGAUGGAUCUGUUUAGGAGAUAUUGAUCGGUGCUAAGUGGUUUGCUCACAUUGCUCUAAAUUUACAAUCAAAUAUACAAUGCCUUGCAAAAGUAACAAUUUCACUUAUAAAGAGUAACAAUUGCCUUACUUUUAGCCCAUGGGUCAUUAAAAUGACUGAAAAAGCUCCACAAUCAUCAUUUACACACUCGAAAAUGGCUGGGUUAUUUGUAACCCAUGCUGGGUAAGUAUUGGACAAAACCAAUGAUCUUACGGAAAGUCGUGUUUUAUAGUGUUUUAAAAAAAUUUGAUUAAUUUAUUCAUGUCCAUGGCACGAAAUUCAGCUUUUUAUUGUGUCAUGAGCAGAAAUUUAUUUUUCGUGGCACCGGUACGAAUUUCUGUAGUUUUUCGUGUCAGUGGCACAACUUUCUUUUUUUGUGUCAUUUUAUGUAUUGUUCCCCCCCCCCAUUUUUAAAUCAUUGUCGAUUGGGGUUUGGGUUAGAUUUGGGGUUUGGAUUAGAAUGUACUUUUAUGUAUUGGUUUCUACAUGUUUUUCUUCCACUUUUAAAACUAUUCUCGCUUGGAGUUGGGGUUUGGGCUAGGAUGUCUAAAAAUUAGUGCUGGGAAAGGAUUAAUCGUGAUUAAUCGCAUUCAAAAUAAAAAUGCAAUUGCGAAAUGUGAUUUUUUUUGCAUAAUAUAUGAGUGUGUGCUGUGUGUAAUUAUUAUGUAUAUAUAAAUACAUACACAUUCAUGUAUGUAUUAAAGAAACAUUUACAUGUGUAUAUAUAUUUAUUUAUAUUUUUAUAUAUUCUAUAUUAUAAAUAAAUAAAUAAAAAUUAUAUAUAAAUAAAAAAAUCUGAAAUGACUAUAUGUAUGUGUGUGUGGUUGAAUAUACAUAAUAAUUACACUUAGUACACACACACAUAUUACGCAAAAAAAAUCACUUUUAUUUUGAAUGCGAUUAAUCAUGAUUAAUCUUUAACAAGCACUACUAAAAAUGUAACAGAAAGUGAUUCUAACCCAACUCCAUGCGAUAAUUGUAAAAAAAAAAAUAGGAAAAAACUAUAAGAAACAAUACAUAAAAUAAAACGAAAAAGAAAAUUGUGCAAUGGACACGAAGAACUAUAGAAAUUCGUGCGAGUGACAUGAAAAAGACAUUCGUGCUCAAGGCACGAAAAAAGCUGAAUUUUGUGCCAUGGACAUGAAAAAAUGUAGCAAAAUUUGCGUGACUACAACACCACUUUCCGUGAGAUCAGUCGGGACAAAACACACUUGACCCAAUGAUGGGUUGUUUUAACCCAACUGUUUUAUUAUUAUUAUUAUUACCCAUGAUUGCAUAACAACAACAACCUAACACUUUGUCAUUUUUAACCCAGCAUGUGUUCUGUCCAAUAUUUACCCAGUAUGGUUAAAAAUGACCCAGCCAUCAUUACAAUGAAAAGUGAGGUGAUGUAAAAACAACUUCCCAUACUUUCUGGGUCGUUGGGUGAUUAAGAGAGCCCAGCCUAACAUUUUUAUGAUAGUUACAUUUUUAGAUACUGCUUAAAUAUGAAUAAAAGUGUAGCGAGAGCCUUCCAUUUACUGACCUGUGGUCAGGGAGCAGCCUACAUUUACAUUAAAUUAUAGAAAUAUUUAAAAGUAUAAUAGUAAAUCUAGACAAACGAGACCCUGCCAAAUUCCAAAGUGUAUAACUCUCCAUUAAUAAUAACUGCGUGCCCACAAUGAUUGUAUGCAUACUUUUACAGCUGAGGCGUGUAAUUUAAAAAAGAGAGAAAGAAUAAAUGGAAAUCUUUCACCUGGACAGUAAUCCUAAACAUUAGGUCGAUGUUGAAGUAAAAGAGGUGAAUUUCCUACAAUUCCCAAGUCAUAGCCUUGAUCUCAGUCCAAUUGAAAAUCUCCAUCUGUCUUUGAAAACCGCAGUGCACAGGUCACUGACUAACCUGAAAUACCAAUUUACCUGAAAAAAUGGACCAGAAUUACACAUGAGCAGCGUGGAGAGCUGAUGUAUGCGUAUCCCAGAAGACUUUUUUAUUUCAGUUUUUAUAUGUUUAUAUUAUGUAUGUUUUGAAAAUCCUUGCAAGACACUGUAUCAUCCUGUGAGCAGAUUAAAAAGUUGCCUUGGAAGUGUUUCACAAGGUGGAACUAUAAAAAUGUAAAUUUGUUUUAACGCUGUUGUAGGAAGGAUACGAAAGAUGACUGUUCUUGUGUUUAAUCUCAAAGGUGAUCAAAUAAAUACAAACUUUAUAGGCAUAGCCCUCUUUUACGGACUACAGUUGCAUACAUUUUUGAAUAAUUUACAGGUCAGUCUGCUGUAUUGUGAUGUACAUUCAACGUCGAUGUGAAGUUUGCUAGAAAACAGAAAGAGCUAUUUUUUUCUAACUUAUUAUUACAAUGUAUUCAUGCAUUUGUAUUAAAACGUUUUACAGCUGAGUUGAGAUUAUAUUUGUCUUGUGAAUUCAUGUUUCUGAUCGUCUUGCUGACAGAUGUGAAUAUCACCAUUAUGUACUGUAGCAUCAUCGUUUAAAACUUUUACAUAUAGAGUGCGCCAUCGUCAUAUACACUCACCUAAAGGAUUAUUAGGAACACCUGUUCAAUUUCUUAUUAAUGCAGUGGUGUGUGGGAUGUUUUCUUGGCACACUUUAGGCCCCUUAUUGGGCAUCGUUUAAAUGCCACAGCCUACCAGAGCAUUGUUUCUGACCAUGUCCAUCGCUUUAUGACCACCAUGCACCCAUCCUCUGAUUGCUACUUUCAGCAGGAUAAUGCACCAUGUCACAAAGCUCGAAUCAUUUCAAAUUGCUUUCUUGAACAUGACAAUGAGUUCACUGUACUAAAAUGGCCCCCACACUCACCAGAUCUCAACCCAAUAGAGCAUCUUUGGGAUGUGGUGGAAUGAGAGCUUCGUGCCCUGGAUGUGCAUCCCACAAAUCUCCAUCAACUGCAAAAUGCUGUCUUAUUAAUAUGGGCCAACAUUUCUAAAGAAUGCUUUCAGCACCUUGUUGAAUCAAUGCCACGUAGAAUUAAGGCAAUUCUGAAGGCCAAACACAGUAUUAGUAUGGUGUUCCUAAUAAUCCUUUAGGUGAGUGUAGAUCACGCACCCAACAUGGAUCUCAAAUAUUGGUUUAAAUAUAAAUAGUUUAUUUGUUUUUAUUUAGCUACCUGAAAGGUAGCACCUGUAAAGAAGCCCAAAUACGCAUUGUAAUAUCUCCAUUAUAAGUGGUUGAUAUAAAAAAAUAUCGAACUGCAAAUACUAAUCAGAUUAAAGUACUCCAGAACGCAAGUGUAAGAUUCCAUUUGCAAGUAUCAUCGGCUCAUUUAAGCAGAAAAGGAUUUGCAUUCCAGUUCUGUAUAACCCGAUAAGACUUAUGAAAUCUUAUAAGCGUGCAAGCUUUGAUCAGUCAUUUUCUCAGCAGAUGCCUGUGAUUGUAAAAUUCGAAUUAAUGCUCAGUCCAGGUCGGUCCAGAUGAUAUGCAUUAUUAGUUGGUGACAUGCCUUACUGAUGCCUUUGUUGUACUGGUGGGCUGCUCUAUUGUUUCUACACGUGGUUAUUAGAGAAGUGAGCGUGAUUGUGAUCAAUGGUUAAACUCCUCAUUAAAGUGCAAAUGAACCAUAGAAUAGUGCGAGGAAAUGAGCAUUAAUAUGCUGUGUAGCACAUAUCUCAUUCUAACAUAUCUUUGUGUUUCCCCGUCUCCAUAUAUCUGCUGUAGCUUAAACUAUGAAAGUUUUAUAAAGACUCUCUCCAUUGUAAAUGCCAGUGGGGAGUGCUAAGUCACAAAGUUACUUGACGUUUUGUAGUUCAUCUGAAACUUUGCUGGGCAGGGUCAGAUAAUACAUAAUUUUAGUUUUUUUUAAAUGUGCAUUUUCCUGUCCUAAUGCCUUUCGUUGAACUAAUGGCAUGUGUCACCACCUACACUCUUUUCCUUUAGCCUACCAUCACAAAAAUUUCACUGCAUUUAUGUAAAAAUCAAAAUUUUUUUUAAGAUCACACCAGUGGAAUACUGUAUAUCUCUACAUUAGCAGAUUAACUUGACUUUGUUGCAUUAAAAUAUGAUCUUAUGUAUAUAAAUACUGUAUAUAUAGCGAGAAAAAUUUUAAAAUAUAUAUAUUAUGCUUUUUAUUUUGCCUACCAGUAAAUAGGAACUGAGGGGGGAGACCUAAUCUAUCAUGCUCUUUGUUAUAAAGUUUACAUUUUUGCUGUUGUAAAAUCUGUUGUUUGUUGUUUCGUGUGAUCACUUUGUCUUCUUUACAUCUGUAACUAUGUAUCUGCUUUUGUUUUCCUGAUGUUUUUCUGUUACAAUGCUGUGCUAGGUUGCUUGGAAAACAAAUGUUACAAAUUGACAAAAUGUUGACUUUUCGAGCAGUGUGAAAUGUCACUUUCAUUUUUGUACUUGCUGUCUGGCUGUUUUUAAUAAAUGAAAAAAAAAAUAACUAAGUGAUAUGAAGACUUCA